Messenger RNA from Loa loa (African eye worm), 321 nucleotides. RefSeq lists its product as hypothetical. Gene Ontology annotation, cellular component: plasma membrane. Gene Ontology annotation, biological process: canonical Wnt signaling pathway; non-canonical Wnt signaling pathway. The transcript has 2 exons. The record is from RefSeq and is a predicted model, not a curated record. Gene Ontology annotation, molecular function: Wnt-protein binding; Wnt receptor activity. Lineage: Eukaryota; Metazoa; Nematoda; Chromadorea; Rhabditida; Onchocercidae. Bases 1 to 321 code for a protein of 106 amino acids.
AUGGAAUAUUUUAAUGAAUUAAUUGAAUAUUUUUAUAGAUUUCCAAAUUUGGUUGGUGAUGAAAGUGAAAAUGAUGCAGCGAAUGGUUUCAGUACAUUUGAUCCGUUAAUUAAGAUUCGUUGUUCAUCACGGCUUAAAUUUUUCCUCUGCUCUAUUUACUUUCCAAUGUGUACCGAUAAGGUACCAAUUGCAAUUGGACCAUGUCGACCGUUAUGUGAACGGGUACAAAUGAAAUGUGAACCAUUAUUGAAGGAAUUUGGUUUUCCAUGGCCAAUUUCGAUGAAUUGUUCAAAAUUUCCUCUUGGUUUAAUGAUUAAUUAA